Striga hermonthica is the source of this 1095-nucleotide messenger RNA. Lineage: Eukaryota; Viridiplantae; Streptophyta; Magnoliopsida; Lamiales; Orobanchaceae. The record is from the annotation of a GenBank genome assembly.
AUGGAAGCUGAGGUGGUGCUUGCCUCAUCUCCGACAGACAACGGUGUCAGCUGCUGGGACCUCCACACUGGUGCCGAGAUUCUCCGCCACAAGUCGUGCGCCAGCCCUCCUCACGGCCUCAUCUCUGUCGCCGGCCAUUUCAUCGCCUCUUCGCAGCUCCGAGAUGGCAAGUCUUCUUCUGGAUCAAUUUUCUAUUGGUCGUGGAACAAGCCUCAGAUUGAAGUGAGGAGCUUUCCAGCAGAACCUAUAAAGCCUCUUGUUUCCAACUGUCAGGGAACUUAUAUUGCUGGAGGAGGUGUUUCGGGGGAUGUAUACUUUUGGGAGGUUGCAACUGGGAAAUUGCUAAAGAAGUGGCAUGCACAUUACAGAGCUGUUAGCUGCUUGGUAUUUAAUGAUGAUCAGUCACUUUUGAUAUCAGGGUCGGAGGAUGGAUGUGUCCGUGUUUGGUCACUUUUCCUGAUAUUUGAUGACACGAGGAGGGAGGAUGCUAGGCAUCUGUUCGAGUACAGUUUCCAUGAGCAUUCUUUGAGAGUGACUGAUGUUAAAACUGGUUAUGGCGGUUCUAAUGCAAUCAUUGUGUCUGUUUCUGAGGAUCGAACAUGCAAGGUUUGGAGUUUAUCUAGGGGGAAACUACUGAGAAAUAUUGUCUUCCCUUCAAUAAUAGAUUCCAUUUCGCUGGACCCUGGAGAGCAUGUCUUUUAUGCGGGUAGUAGGGAUGGUAAGAUAUACAUCGCCGCAUUAAAUGCUCCAGUGACGUCCAACAGAAACUUUGGAUCCCAUAUAAUUGGUUCACUAUCUGAACACAGCAAAGCCGUAACCUGCUUGGCUUCUAGUGUUGAUGGAUUUCUUUUGGUUUCUGGAUCGGAGGAUGGCAUGAUUAGAGUGUGGGAUACCAGAGCACGAAAUCUUAUUCGCAUCUUUAGACAUGCAAAAGGUCCAGUUAGUAAUGUUCUUGUAACCAGACAUCCCCAGUACUUGAAUACACGAAAAUCAGCCUGUUCCCAAGCGUCAACAUUAAGGCAUAAUCUGCCAUUACCACCACUAGAGAAGACUGCACCCAUUUCCGAACGUAGUCUACAUCCAGUUGCAUUUUGA